AGCGGAGGAGGAGACGGCGGUUCGUGCGGUUUGAGCUCAGGAUCUCAGGAGGGGAACAUGUGAGCAGGGAAUGGGUGACUGGAAACAGGAUUAUUGCUCUACACAGCAGAGAGACGCAGGAGGGACCCGGGACAGGAGAGACACUGGGACACUGUGACAAAUCCGAGGAUUUCCUUCCCUCCUUCUGAUAUUUUACGCGUCAGAGAAAAACGGUGGAUUGUCUGACCUAAGAUGAACACCAUUGUCUUUAACAAGUUGAGCAGCCAGGUUCUGUUUGAGGAGAAAGCAAAGGAGGUGGAAAUGAGCAGCAGAAAUUAUCUAGAAGUGAUCGACGGACAGCAUCCAGACCUCCUCUCCAGCAACCAGACCAUCAGAGACAACCAGGCGAUCAGACACCGGCGGAGCGGGGGUCGUCCCAGUGGUGGUAAAGUCCGACACAAACGUCAGGCCCUGCAGGACAUGGCGCGGCCGCUCAAGCAGUGGCUCUACAAGCACAGGGACAAUCCCUACCCCACGAAGACAGAGAAAAUCCUCCUGGCACUCGGCUCCCAAAUGACACUGGUUCAGGUGUCCAACUGGUUUGCCAAUGCCAGGAGGCGACUGAAGAACACAGUGAGGCAGCCAGACCUGAGCUGGGCGCUCAGAAUCAAGCUGUACAACAAAUAUGUUCAGGGGAAUGCAGAGAGGCUGAGCGUGAGCAGUGAUGACAGCUGCUCAGAAGAUGGGGACAACCCUCAGAGGACACAGAGCAGCCCCGAGGAGCUCAACAAGCCCAUGUACCAGAGUGUGAUCAAGAAGGAGGGCUCCUCCAUGGUGGGGAUGGCCAUGGGCAUGGGCAUGGGCAUGAGCAUGAGCAUGGGCAUGGGCGCGGGGCUGCGUUCGGCCGCCGAAGCUGCCUCACUGGCGGAGGACUACGUGUCUCCACCCAAGUACAAGAGCAGCCUGCUGCACCGUUACCUGAACGACUCGCUCCGCCACGUCAUGGUGGCCAACGCCGUCAUGGACGCUCGCAAGAGGAACCACUCCGGCUCCUUCAGCUCCAACGAGUAUGACGAUGAGCUGCUCUCGCCGUCCUCCUCUGAAGCUGAGGCGAACUUUGUUUAUCGGGCUGAAACCACAGAGCAUGGAUCAAGUAAAUGUGACAGCAGCAGCGGUGGCCCCGGAGCCACGCAGAAAGAAAAGGCAAAAGGCAAAGACGAGACAUACUGGAAGGAGAUCAACGCCGCCAUGGCCUUGACCAACCUGGCACAGGGGAAGGACAGUGCCUCCGGGACCACCAGCUGCAUUAUCCAGAAGUCCUCUCAUAUAGCAGAGAUCAAGACUGUCAAAGUGCCGCUGGUGCAGAAAUAUUAGCCUGGACGUUGUCCUCCCGUCCCCUCUAUGCAAACCAGCAAACAUUCCUGUUUCAGCAAACUCGCCAGAGUCCAAAUAAACUCCCCUCUCCUCACCCCAAAAUGAAAAGAACUGUUGUUUAGGGAGGAUGGUGGUGGGGUGGGGGUGUUUGAAGUCAGGAAGUGUGAGGCAAAAAAAGAACUUUCAUUCUUUUUGGUUGUUAUUGGUGUCUGAAAAAAAAGGUUCAUAAGAGGCCUUGACUAUCCUUCUCUUUUGCGAAUACUAGUUUUAGCAGCAGUAUUUCUUAAAAAAAAGAAAGAAAGAAAGAAAAAAAACUUUUGUAAUGUUAACUUAUUUUUUUUCAUGUUUUAUUUUUUAUUUCUUCUUUUUUUUAACACUACAAAUUGAGUCUUUUUGCCAAAGUGCCUUUGUUGUUUAGACGAAUAACUCACUGACUGUGGUCGAUGGGGAGCACAGAUACUGACGUGCCUCUGGAACACUUUUUUAGGGUCCCAGUCAUGAUUCAUGAUUCAUGAUUCAAUUUGUGAAUGAAAAUUCCCAGCAACAGCAUGUGCCUUAAGGGCUGAGUGAACUCAGCAAUCCGAGGCGCCGACAAACUCGAGUGGCACACACUUGCACGGGUGCGCACCGGGCUUGUGAAAAUGCCCGGUGUGAAUCCUCUGAAGGCAUUGUUCUUGUUUUGACUGGAGUCUUCAUUUUGACUGUAAACUGAACUCUGUCCCAGUCCCACCCACGUCGAUGGCGGGCCAACAGCAACUGCUGGCUACGCAGAUAAGCAGCCAGCUCUCUCCUCCUUGUCCACAUCUUGGCCUUGGAUUUCAUUAACCAGCGAAGGAUUCUUUUCUUAUCGUGGCUUUUUACUUGAUCAGAUGUGCACAUGAUGCUCAGCUGGACCCAAAUGAAGACAUGGUGACAAAGAUAUAUGCAUUUGAGGCGUGCUUUAAGGCUCAGUGGAGGAAUGCCAUGACCUAAAAGGGAUGUUUUUGCUUUGUGUUAUCAGUGUUUUAUGCGGACACUGUUGCCUUUUCACGUCUGCGCUCAGAACAAGAUGGUCUGGUAUGAGAAAAAAAAAAACCAUCGCCACGAGCACCCCCAGCCUUUUGAUCCUCAGCCCUCUCAGCUGUUUAGCAUUACAUUCUAAUUGCUGUUUACAAGGAGCCAGAGGAUAGGCUUAAAAGUUUGACUUUCUUCCCCUUCACUCCGUUUUUUUUUACCCCUGACUUCAAAAAUACAUUUCAGUAUUAUCUUUUCGUCAGCCAAGCAAGUAUUUGUUGUUGUCCGUCUGUGUGUGUGUGUCCAACUGUUUUGUUCUUGAUCAAAAUUCGGUUUCUCUUAAGCAUCAAGCGCUUCUUCUGUCAUCCAAUGGAAAGCAUCUAGAAUGUACUAAUGUACAGUGCAUAUGUUAGAAAUGUUUGUGGGGACCAAUGCCAACUUCACAAACAGGGGGAAUGAAAUUGAAGUCAAGGGGAGAAGUUGAAGUUGGCUCUCUGUGCUGACUUUUUAAUUUUAUGUAUAUCUUCAAGGUACUGUUUAUAUGUGUCAAAAUGUACACUCCUUCAGAAAUUGUGCAGUUUUCCUUCUUUUUUUUGACAAACCCAGACUGUGCAUCUGGUCAAGGACUUUGAGAGGGAGUGAAGCUGCGCAAAGUAACUUUUUGACCUUUUUAUGUGUCUUGAAUGUGCAAACUGUUUAAAAAAAGCUGCACUUACAGUUUUCAGUGGAGGUGUUUUUACAUAAAAAUGAGUGGAAGUAAAGAGCAAUGAAGGACAAAUCUAUUUUAUUCCUGUUAGUGUGCCUAUGGAAGUAUUAUGGAAUGAAUCGCACUAGCCACUCCCCAGGCACUAUUUGCUUUUGCAGGUGAGGGGGCUCCCACAUGUGUUUUUUAUACACCUGAUCCAGGCAGGGUGACUGCGGGGUACCGUCGGACCCGCUCCUUGUGUUUCUAAUCGCACUUCUGAACCUCUGGGCCGCUCGUGACCCUCACACCUCACACAAUACCCGCUUUCUGGGAAGAGGCAGAGCAAAGGACGGAGGCUUCAGAGACAACUAAGAUGCCUUUGUUGUUCCUACCUGCCACCCCCACGCCCCCCAAAAAAGAAAACCCUACAAGUACAAACAAAGCCAAGAGUUUUGGUACUGUAUACGUCUUUCUCCAGCACAAACCAUGCUUUCACAACCAUGCUGACGAAUGGAAAGCAAACGUAUAUUAAAGCUUAUAAAUUAUUAUUUCAGACUUUGUCGAAACAAAGAAAGUGGUGACCAUAGUUUGGUUCUUUUAUUGUUAAGUUAUAUAAAUUGAAAUGUUAUGUUUAUUUGUUUGUUUGUUUUGAUAGAGACUGGAUUUUCAAUCCAAUGACCAAACACAUAUCUCCUCGUCUUGUCCGAUUUGCUCUCAUGUAAAAUAUCUUUUAUAAAAACAGUUGUUACUUGAUGAAAGCAAUGAAUAAACCUCUGAAUGAAAUCGA
This is a messenger RNA of Oreochromis aureus, 3818 nucleotides long. RefSeq names its product mohawk homeobox a (gene mkxa). The transcript has 7 exons. Gene Ontology annotation, molecular function: DNA-binding transcription factor activity, RNA polymerase II-specific; RNA polymerase II cis-regulatory region sequence-specific DNA binding. The coding region runs from base 232 to 1353 and encodes 373 amino acids. Gene Ontology annotation, cellular component: nucleus. Lineage: Eukaryota; Metazoa; Chordata; Actinopteri; Cichliformes; Cichlidae. Gene Ontology annotation, biological process: muscle organ development; cell development; regulation of transcription by RNA polymerase II. The record is from RefSeq and is a predicted model, not a curated record.